AUGAUGUGCGGAAAUACAUGUGGUUGUGGACACUCAGGAUGUGCUGGAAAUUGUGCCUGGGCAAUCAAAGAGUUGCAAGGUCAAAUCAACAAACUCACUCAACAAAUUACCAAUAUUGAAUCCUCCAAGAUAACUACUCAAACAGUUAAAGUUCCAGCUCAUUCUCACAGUAUUACUAAUACUCAAUUCACUGCAAUUCCAGGAUCACAAGCUACUCUUACCGUCACCCGUCCAACCAAACUUGUUGCUUUUGUCAGUUUCCAUUCGAUCACACCAUCUGUAAACACCAGUUGUGAUGUCACCUCUGCUCUCAAUGGAAGUAUUUUAACUCUUGCUGGAUACAAUGAUUACCCAUGGCCAACUGGUACCAGUCUCAAUCAUAACAACUGGGCAAACGGAGUCAGUAUCACCCAAGAAGUCUUGCAACCAGGAUGCACCUACAAUUAUGACAUCAGAGCUCGUGUACGUGGUGGAAAUCAACCAUCAACUGCCAAUGGAUUUGCCUCAUUGCUUGUUUUGAUCCCAUUAAUUAAUAUUGUUUCAAAAACUAUUUAA
Molecule: messenger RNA, 555 nt
Organism: Heterostelium album PN500
Lineage: Eukaryota; Evosea; Eumycetozoa; Acytosteliales; Acytosteliaceae
Exons: 3
Coding region: 1-555 (184 amino acids)
Source: RefSeq, a predicted model, not a curated record